AUGUGCCCUACCAACAAGGCGGUCGCGCCGGUCGACAACAACGACCACCUGGUUCAGUCCGAGGACCCCGAGCACCCUGCUAACCUCAUUCCCAACCUCUGCCGCAACUUUUACAACUGGGGAUGGGUUACCGGCACUGGAGGUGGUGCUUCGAUCCGUGAGGGCGAUCACAUCUACAUUGCCCCGUCCGGGGUCCAGAAGGAAUUGAUCCAGCCUCACAACAUUUUCGUCCUCGAAUGGCCCACCCCCAAGUAUCCUGCCUCGGACCGCAACUACAUCCGCAAGCCCCUCAAGCUCAACCCCUCCGCCUGUACCCCACUGUUCCUCACAGCCUUCGAGCAGGGAGCUGGCUGCUGCAUCCAUACCCACUCGCAAUGGGCGGUUCUGGUGACUCUGUUGGUGGAGCGGGAGAAGGGCCCCGACGCUUGCUUCGAGAUCAACAACAUUGAGCAGAUCAAGGGUAUUCCCCGGGGCAAAGGAAAGGGUAUGCUUGGAUUCUUCGAUACCCUCAGCAUUCCCAUCAUUGAAAACACCGCAUUCGAGGAGGACUUGACCAGUGGCCUGGAGGCUGCGAUGAACAAGUACCCGGACACAUACGCUGUGCUCGUCCGGAGACAUGGAAUAUAUGUCUGGGGAGACAAUGUCGCCAAGGCCAAGACUCAGUGUGAGAGUCUGGACUACCUGUUCAAGCUUGCUGUAGAAAUGCACAAGCUAGGACUUCCAUGGAUCAAAUAA
This is a messenger RNA of Penicillium arizonense, 735 nucleotides long. It is a transcript of the gene mde1, whose product is annotated as methylthioribulose 1-phosphate dehydratase MDE1. Lineage: Eukaryota; Fungi; Ascomycota; Eurotiomycetes; Eurotiales; Aspergillaceae. Gene Ontology annotation, molecular function: metal ion binding; methylthioribulose 1-phosphate dehydratase activity. The transcript is spliced from 3 exons. The record is from RefSeq and is a predicted model, not a curated record. The coding region runs from base 1 to 735 and encodes 244 amino acids. Gene Ontology annotation, cellular component: cytoplasm.